AUGAGAAUCCAAAUAAAUAAAACACUGCCUGGUGACAUUGGAUCAUAUGGGUGUGGUCAUAAUAAAAAAGACGUACGCUGGAUUCAGGUUCAAGAAGAAUCUUGGAAUAAAUAUGAAGAAAAGGAUAUCCCAAAAACAUCAUAUAUUGAAGUCAAGAAAAAUGAUCCAUUUCAAAUAACAUGCAGUCAUGGACCAAAAAUAAUAUUUUAUCGAUAUUUAUCACCUUGGCUAUGUUGUACGUUGCCAAUUGAAAAUGAGGCAAAUAAAACUGACAUGAUAAUGAGUGAUGAAGAACGAUUAAAAACUCGAGGCAUAUUUAAUUGCUCUAUUUCUUGUGAAAGAUACAGAGAUGAUUUUAUGAAUGCAAAAAUAAGUCAGGACGAAAAAGAUGGAAUUUUCAUAUUAAAUUUAGAAAAAAAAAAAGCGGUACUUGGUGAUAUUGGCUGGUAUGGUUGCAGAUUUAUUAUUAAAAAUGUUCAAUUAAAAGACAAUGGGUAUUACGAAUGCAGAAUAAUAUUAGAUGGCAUUACCGAAGAAAAGGGUUUUGAUGUGUUAGUGACGGAGCCAAAUAAUUUGAGACCAACUAUGUAUCCAGAUUUAUCAUAUAUUGAAUUGGAAGAAUAUCAGAUACUUAAUUUAACAUGCACAAGUACACAAAGACCGUAUUUCUUCACGAAGAGGAACACAAAACUCCUUGAAGAAAAGACACAUGAAAAAGCAGAUGGAAUUCACACAUCAAAGUUGCAAGUAAAAAGAUCACCUCAAGACACUGGCUUUUAUGGAUGUGCUAAUUUUAAGUUUAAUCACAUGGACUUAGAGCUUAAUAACAUGAAUAUUCGUUGGAUUUACGUUUACGUUAAAGAAAUAGCUGAAAUUGAAAAUACUGCUGUAGCAUUUCCAAGCUCAAAUAUAAGAUCAACACUUGAAGAAUCAAAUCGACAUUUAGAAAUUCAAAAUAUGACAAGAAUUUUCAGUUCUGUAAAUAAACCUUUUGAAUUUGGAAUUAGUGGUCCAAAAAAAAAUGUGGUAGUUGGUGAGACGUUGGAAUUGAUAUGUAUUGGGUAUCUAACGAAUUCGUUAAAUAGAAUAAAAUGGAUAAAUAAUUAUUCAUAUAAAUAUGAGUCAGAAAUAAGUGCAGAACACAAUCCAAGAAUGAAUAUAAAAGUGUUAGAAUAUGACGAUAUAUGCAUAUCAAUAUUGACAAUAAGUUCAGUUGAAAAAUCAGAUGAAGAUAUAUAUCAUUGUAAAACUAAAGAAACAAUUUAUAAUUAUAUGCUAAAUGUCAAUGAAUUGAGAAAACCAAAUUGCAAUCAUACAAAUAUGAAUGAAACCGAAGCUAAAUAUGAAACUAGUGGAAAAUCAACUGUGCUAACAUGCUAUACUGAUGGUGUGCCUGAGCCAAUAAUUACUUGGUCGAUGAAUGAUGUCCAAAUAAAUAGGGUUUCUGGGACGCUAAAUGAAAUUUGUAAAUAUGAAUUUCAUAAUAACUAUCAAGAGUUACAUAUUGGAUAUUUAGAUGAAGGUUGUUUUGGAAAUUAUUCAUGUAAAGCUGAUAAUAAGUUGGGUCAUUGGGAAACAUACCAGCAAAUAGUAAUGGAUGAUCCAACAAUAAGAUAUAUCGUAGCAUUUGGAAUUACAUCAGCGCUAAUAAUUACUACUAUUAUUUCGAUUUAUUUUAUUAUUAAACUUAAAAAAGAAAAAAAAUUACGUACACAACUUAUAGAAGGUAAUUUAAAGUCAUAUGAUAAAUCUUGGGAAUUUCCACGUGACAAAUUGAAACUUGGCAAACAAUUGGGAUGUGGUCAAUUUGGAGUUGUAAUUAAAGCGGAAGCCCAAGGUAUUUAUGAUGAUGACAAUGCAUCAAUAAAAACAGUUGCUGUAAAAAAAGUUCAAAAAUCAACUGAAAUGACAAACUUCCAGGCACUUGCAAAUGAACUAAAUAUUAUGAUUUAUAUUGGAAAACAUAAAAAUAUUGUUAAUCUACUUGGUGCUUGCACUAAAAAUAUUGCUAAACAUGAAUUACUUGUAAUUGUUGAAUAUUGUCAUUUUGGUGAUUUACAUGAUUAUUUGUUUAAACAUAGAUUAAAAUUUAUAAAUCAAAUUAAUCCAUUGACUGGUAAAAUUGAUAUUGGUUUCGGAAUUUCAACUGCAUUGACAAACGUAAAAAAAAACAACAACAACAAUAAGAACAAUGAAAUUAAUUAUUCAACAUUGUCCGUUUCUGGUAGUCGUAGUUCUGGUUUAUCAGUGAUAAGUGAUAAAGACUCAAUAAAAAUGUCAAAUAAUAUUGCUCUCAACAAGUCAGCACGGUGUCCUGAAGAUUGCCUUGAUGAUUGUAAUAAAGAUCAAACUUUACAAACGAUUUGUACACAAGAUUUGUUCUCUUGGUCAUUACAAGUUGCCCAAGGAAUGGAAUAUCUUAGUAAUAAAAAGGUACUUCAUGGUGAUUUGGCUGCACGAAAUAUACUUCUUGCUGAGAAUAAUAUUGUUAAAAUUAGUGAUUUUGGUCUAGCUAAAAAUAUAUGUAAUGGUAUUUACAAAAAAGUAGAUAAUGCUCCACUGCCAGUAAAAUGGAUGGCAAUUGAUUCUCUAGCAGGUAGAAUAUUUACAACUCAAUCAGAUGUCUGGUCAUUUGGUAUUGUACUUUGGGAAUUUUUUUCCCUUGCUGAAACACCAUAUGCAGAAAUGGAUGCUGAUGAUUGUUGGUUAAAAGUACUUAAAGGAUAUAGAAUGAAAAAACCAGAAUAUGCUACAAAUAAAAUUUACAAUAUAAUGUUGAAAUGCUGGCUAGAAAAUCCAACGCUUAGACCAACAUUUACUGAUCUCGUUACUGAUAUUGGUGAUUUAUUUGAUAAUUUUGACAAAAAAGAUAAUAACGAUUUAAACACACCAUGGGCACACAACAUAUAUGCAUAUGAUGAAAUAGAGAAGAGGCCAGAUGAUGGUAAAAAUAAUGAUUACUUGAUUAUGAAUCAUGUACCAAACCAUCCAGCAUUGUCAUCAUCAAAAAGUGACAAUGUCGAUGAACCAACAAUUCAUAUCAAUACAAACUUAUCAUAUGUUUCUAUGCACUAA
This is a messenger RNA of Aphidius gifuensis, 3075 nucleotides long. RefSeq names its product vascular endothelial growth factor receptor 1-like. The transcript has 11 exons. Gene Ontology annotation, molecular function: transmembrane receptor protein tyrosine kinase activity; ATP binding. The record is from RefSeq and is a predicted model, not a curated record. Gene Ontology annotation, cellular component: signaling receptor complex. Lineage: Eukaryota; Metazoa; Arthropoda; Insecta; Hymenoptera; Braconidae. Gene Ontology annotation, biological process: protein phosphorylation; positive regulation of kinase activity; cell surface receptor protein tyrosine kinase signaling pathway. The coding region runs from base 1 to 3075 and encodes 1024 amino acids.